AUGUCAGAACCUCGCCAGAUUCCAACUGUGGAUGACCUACGGGUCAAGUUAUGCUACAUAUGCCGAGAGGAGGAACGCUUUGACAAUCCUGAGGAGCCACGUAGGGUUUGGACCCAUCCAUGCAAUUGUACUCUUGUGGCGCAUGAGUCAUGUCUUUUGCAUUGGAUACAAGCUGCUCAACAAGACCCACAUCGAGCUGCUAAUGCGUUGAAAUGCCCACAAUGCGGAGCGACUUACGAUAUGGAAAGCAAUAACCCAUUCAUCCUGAGGCUUCUAGACCACAUCAGCGGUAGCCUGUCACUGGCAGGCAAGGUUAUCAGCUUUGCUGGCAUGACUGGCAUAGUUGUCUCGUUCGGGAUGGGUAUAUACUUUGUCUGUACAUCGUACGGUGCUUACGCAGUGAGAGAGUUUUUGGGAAAGGAAUUAUACGACCUGCUCUUGACAGAUGAUCCGAGUAACUGGCCUUGGCAUGCAUUUAUCAACCUUCCCCUAAUACCUUUCAGUCUUGUCCUCUCUCGUACUCGACUGUUUGAUACCCUCCCCAUAAUGACUCUCUUUCUCGCUUGGCCAUCGUCCCCACCUGUGCAAACAACACAGAGCUUGAUUGGUCGUUGGACCACCCGGAGAAGUGAACCAAUUGCGCCAAUGUCGCUGCUCACAUGGCCGCCAUCUCCCAUUAUCGCUACGAUAUUGUACCCCCUUGUCACUGGCCUUUAUCGGCGAUAUUUCACUCGCGUGAAGCAUUGGGUCAUGGGGACUCAGCCAGGGCCUCGUCUACCUGUUCGUCGUGUCGUCUGGGCAUUCAACGAGGACGGUCCAGCUCCUCUUCGGAUGCGCAUCGGUGCGAACAUCGAACCGCUGAACGAUCAGCGCCCUGCCGCUGGCGCUCAACAAGGUAGACGAGGCGCCCAAGCAAGGAACGAGGAACAAAACCAGAACGGGGAGGGAGUUCAGAACGAGGAGGAAAACCAGAACGACGCAGACCUCGAAGCAGAUGAUCCCGCUGCAGCUGCCGAGCGCACCAUGCGAAUCACCAAUGCGUCGUUAGGUCGUUUUGUUGGAGGUGCUCUCAUGUUGCCUGCUAUCUCAAACUACAUGGGUUCUAUCCUGUUCCGGCUGUCCAAGUAUUCUCACACUUUGCGUCGUAUUCUGGCCAUCCGGCCUUCGCCGAGUGGACGUGCAACAGCAGCGCCACUGGGUGGAUGGGUUUCAGCUCAGCCUUGGGACAAUCUCAAUUAUGUGAAGCAGUUUGGAUUAGGUGCGAGAAUGGCCUUGAAUUUGGUGUGUGCAGGUACUCGCACAUGGGCUGAGAGUGAUCCGGUUUGGUGGAGAAAUUCUGUGGGACUCGGCAUCUUCAUUGUGGCGAAAGACUACAUUACGCUGUUACAUCUGUGGCUGGCUAAGCGUGAGCUUGAAACACGUCGCGUGAAGAGCCGUUCGUUUGCAGGAGUAGACAUCAGAGAGCUGGACCUAAUAGAUUCCUCGCCUUCCUGA
Molecule: messenger RNA, 1494 nt
Organism: Sparassis crispa
Lineage: Eukaryota; Fungi; Basidiomycota; Agaricomycetes; Polyporales; Sparassidaceae
Exons: 7
Coding region: 1-1494 (497 amino acids)
Molecular function (GO): zinc ion binding
Source: RefSeq, a predicted model, not a curated record